AUGCACACCCUCAAAUCCCUCCUCCUAACAGCUCUCACCCUAUCAUCCUCCCUCACCCUCACGUCCGCCACCACAACCAGCAGCAGCAGCAGCACCACCCCAACCUACAGCAUAACGGAACCCACCUCGGGCGCCAUAAUCUCCCUGAACACCGCAACCGUCAUAUCCUGGAACACCACCGAACCCAGCACCUCAAAGUUAUCCAUCCACCUCUCCAAAACCACCAACGAAACAACAAACCUCUACACCAUCGCCAGCAACAUCUCCAACUCGGGCUCAAUCUCCUGGUCACCCCCAUCACGCAUAGGGACGGGCUCCGACUACAUCGUCGUCCUAGAACCCUCCUCCUCCUAUGAGGAAUACACCUCGUCCCCCUUCACCAUCUCAUCCUCCACCAACGCCUCGACGACAUAUUACCCCACCGAAGGGGAGGUCGUAAAAACAGGCCAGACUACUAUUAUUACCUGGGAAGUAGAGAGGAAUGUCUCAGAAGUGAGUAUUUAUCUUAUGGAGGGUGAGUUGAACAAUGGCAAUGGAACUGCGAAUGGAACUGGACUGAAGAAUGUGACGACUAUCACGACGGAUAUUGCUAAUUCGGGGGAUGUGGCGUGCGUGUUGCCGGAGAGUGUAAAAAGUGGGGACGAUUAUCGGUUUGCGAUUGUGGAUGUUAAGGAUAAGGCGAGGGUGAAGUAUUCGGCGGUGUUUGAGGUUGUUAAUUCGGGGGGUGAUUCUUCAUCUUCGGGUUCUUCGAGUGGGAGUGCGGAUGAAAGUGGGAGUGGAACUUCGGACUUGUCUGGGAGUUCGUCGAGUGGGGAUGGGUCAGGAUCUGGGACUGGGAAGGAGACUUCGGGUGCUGCGAAGGUUUGGGGCUGGGGUUUGAGGAAGAUGGGGUGGGGGGUUGUUGGGCUGGUGGUUGGGUCUUUGCUGGUUUAA
Messenger RNA from Aspergillus tubingensis, 933 nucleotides. Its product is annotated as major facilitator superfamily protein. The transcript has a single exon. NCBI's taxonomy places the organism in Eukaryota, Fungi, Ascomycota, Eurotiomycetes, Eurotiales, Aspergillaceae. The coding region runs from base 1 to 933 and encodes 310 amino acids. The record is from RefSeq and is a predicted model, not a curated record.